UUGCGGCUUCCGUGUAGGUCACAUGACCUUUUGGAUAAGGAAGCGCCAUCAGUAUGAGGAGCAGCAUGGAACUCUCGGUGGGCUCUGAUGACUCGCUCUCUCAGUUGUACAGGUGUUUCCUGACCGGAGCGAGUCCCAACCGGACGACCGUGGAGGCAGCGGAACUGAUUUUCACAGGGGUGUGCGGACGGGUGCCUGUCGAGGACAAGCAAGGUUGUCAUGACGACAGCGUGGAGCGAAGCUGCUUCCGCGUAAGUCUGUUUACAGUUACAGUACAGAAUAAAUAAAAUAGCCAAAAAAGGUAAGAAAACACGUCAAAGAAAGAGAGAGAGAAACAAGUUUAACAUUUCACAAAGAUGAUUUUUAUAUUCACUUAAAAACAUUUUGUUUGACAUUUGAAGAAUUAUUUGAAAUAAUAUAAAGUGAAAUUAAUGCUGUGAACGAAAUAUUUAGGAUGGUUUGUUCAGAUCAUUUUUUGUGUUAUCAGAGAGAUUAUUCCAACAGUGUUAAACAUAGAAAGACAAAGAAUCUGGUCCUUUGUGUUGAAGCCAUUAAUCAGCCUCAGUCUGGUGGAGAGGAUCGCCUGCAGUCUGACCUCCCAGAGCUUCAGUCCAGCUCUGACCUCAUACUCUGAGGAGGUGCUGAGGAGGCUGUUUGAAGACAUGGAUCUCAUGUCACAACUUGUGAGUUAACACUCUGCUCCGGCUCCAUUUAAUACAUUUAAUAAAUAAUAAUUCUGAAUGCCGUCAUGUGAAUUUCCCUUUGCUCCUCAGGUCCGUCAAUUCCAGUCUGAAGAUCAGAUCAUCUCACAUCUGGCUGCCAAGAGUGUGUCAAUGUGUGUCUUCUAUAUCCUUCAAUCAUCAGUGAGUUCAGUAGUUUAUAUUCUGGAAAAUACUUCUCAGCAUAAAUGCAGUCAUAUAUUAAGAUUGUCUUGACGUUCCCUUUACUUAAUAGAGCUGCACUUUUUUUUUUUUUUUUUUUACAAAUUUUUUCAAUUUCUUUUUUUUUUUUUUUUUGCAGUUAUUAAACUUAAAAGACUUGAUGCAACACUGCAGAAAAAUACAAAUUUCUGAUUUACAUUAAGUUCUCUGCUGAUGCCACAUAGUUGAUUUUGCUCCCUUUAGGUGACAGAUAGGCCAAAUUUGGCCCAGGCUUAGUUAUUUUAUAUUAAACCAAUUUAUCUAGUUCUUGAGAAAACAAAUAAUUGAAAUGAGUUGAUGCACAAAGAGCGUUGUCAUCUCUACUCCAUCCUGCGUUUUAAGCUGUCAUUUCUGUUUCUGGCUGCUGUGUGAGAAAAACUUAAGAGUUCGAAUGCUGUAAAGCCCAUUUUCCUAAGAGAGCAUGUAAGGUGAACUAAACAAUGUCAGUGAAAGCAUGGGAAGAAUUAGCCCUGAUGUUUUACUACAAAUUUGUAUGCAAACAAUAAAGGUGAACUUGAGAUUGAGACAGAGUGGUGAUCAGGGUUGAAUUACACCUACAAAUUGAACCAUUAAAUACUAAAGCCUGUCAUUUGAUUCUUCAGGGUACCAUCAGUCCAGCGUGGAGGCAGACGUGUGUGCAGGCCUUUCACAGCUCACUCCCUGGUGCUGAGCUGGAUGCCUGCCUGUGGUCACUGACCGAGGUAUCCAAAAAACUUCUGAAAGGAGCACAACCAGGUAAAAACAGUUUAAUCAGACUAUGAGCAGAACUUUCUGUUCACCAGCACAUAGAGCAUCAGUUGUUUCCCAGGACUGAUCCAAGACUGACAAAUUGGAAAGUGCAAAGACAACAUAAUGCAUACUGAUCCUCAGACUCUCAGAUAGCACUUGAUGAAAAACAGACAUGACUCUGCAGUGGAAAUCACUGUAUGGAUUCAAAAUCACACCCAAAAACCACUGACUGAUGUAAGAUGAACUGAGGUUGAGUGGUCCUGUGGUCUAACAAAUCAGAAGGAUUUGACAUGCUUCUUGGAGACCACACUGUCCACUGCAAGGGGAGCAAGGACCACCCAGUGUCCAGCUCUGUUUAGUAUCAACAUUUUCUUCAUACUUUAGGAGAUCUUAAUCUACCAUAUCAGCGAUUCACCAGUUAUAGACAAAAUGUGGAGAAAAUGUCUGAAGUAUCACCAUCUUUUGAAAAUUCUAUUCUAUGACUAAUUAAAACCUUCUUUUAUAGUAAAUUCCUGUAAUGUAACUUGGAUCCAGGGAUCUGCUUAGAUUAGAGUAAUACGGAUUAUCCUGAUCCUACUCAAAAGUUAUCAACAACACACCAAACCAAGACUAGAUCACCUGAUUUAAUACCGUUUUAUUAUUCCCCUGUCUUUUGAAAUACCUGUUUUAAAGAUUUCUGAGGGUUGCCUUUCAUCCAGCUGUUACCCAGUCAGAUUUUCCUGAACAGCUUGGCCCAGAAUAGAGGCACUAAGCUUCCCUUGCAGUGUAAUCUUGGUUGUGUUGUGUGCACUUUCUGCUUUUAAAAGGAUGUGUUUUCUUCCAUCAGAGAUUUUUGGGAAACUCCUUGCAGCUUUUGACUGGAGCCAGAGUAAUUUAUGUUCAAAGUUUCUCCCUGAGGACAGAGGGUCUUAUGGUUUGACCUGCAACAGACACUGGGGGACAACAUUCUGCCUACUACUGGACCUGCUGGAGGUGCUGACUGCAUCUACUUUGAUAUGUGGAUCUGCUGUGAAUCUGAGGAGUCAAAGAUUAACUCACAUCCACUCCUCAGCUCUUCUGGAAAUAAUCAGCGGCUCCUCAGAGUAUUUUGUAAGAAAGCGAGCUGUGUUGCUUUUGAAGAGGGCCGUGCUGCAGAAGGCUGGAGAGGACUGGGCUUCAGGAGAAGUGCUGCUCUCAGGGCUCAGACAUGAACACUUCAGCUCUGACAUGAACAGAGUAGCUCACAGUGUGCUGACUGCCAUGGCUGCUGAUUGGUUGGAGAUGGUUCAUGUUGAAUCUGCCUCUUUCUUUGGAGGAAUACGACCCAUCAGAAGUGAUGAGGACCAGAAACCAGAUUGUGUGAUGCUUAGAGGUGUCAGCCUGCUCAUCCUUAAGUCCACAGAGCUUCACAUCCAAUCAGCAGGUGAGAACACAGGAUGACUAAACACUGUGAGCCUGUUUGUACCGUGUUCGGCACUAACUUUAUCUAACAGAAUUCUGAUCACUCUAAAUCAGCAGGAGCUAUACCUGUAACAUAUGUUAUGGGAAACUGUGCUGAAACUCUCCCUGUGCUUCUUGUAUCCUCUCACAGCAGGUUGGUGCAGUGCAGUAGAGGUUUAUGGGUACCUGAAGAGUCUGUGGAGCUUCCUGAGGAGAUUCAGUGUUCAGCUGAGAGAAGUCACCCAUCACUGCUGCUGGGUCAGCCUGCUGUUUGCAGACCAGGACGAUGACAUGAUGGAGGCAGCUAAAGCUUCACUCUCUAUAUUCCUCUAUUAUAGGUAUACCAGGGUGGUUUGUAAAUGAAUAUGGUGUUGACCAUAUUGGAAACAUUAAUUUAGUGUAACUUUUGCUCAGCAUAGACACAGAAAAAGAAACAGGGCUGAAGCAGCCUUUUGGUGGCUACUUUGCACCUGCAUGUCGGUCAAAUCUGACAUGCCUCUAAUUGUGCAUAUCUAUGCACGUCUUACUGGUAAUUUCUCCAUAACGGGUGAAAAAAAAAAUUCACUCCCCAUUAAACUUGUACGAGGAAAGAUAUGACCUGUUGAGAACAUGUUUGAAUUUGCUGUAAAAAUGGACUUAGAUGUUUAUGGAGAUCUCUGUGCUUCUGCUUGUCUCUGUCUGCAGGGGGCGCUGUGGGUCGGAUGGUUCCGCUGAGCUGCAGGCAGCCUGUGUUUCAGGUAACAACCCUCACUGCAUCUUCCUGCUUCUGCUUCAGAACGUCUCCUUCGACCACAGCAUCCUCCUCGACUUCCUCAUCUCCACAGAAACCUGUUUUUUGGAGUACUUUGUGCGGUACCUAAAGUGCCUCACAGCUGACUGGCAGAGCUUUGCUGCAGAAUGUAGGAGGAUCAGUGAAUCAGACGGACAUCUUUCACUGCAGCAGUCUUCUUCUGCCCCCUGUGGUGGUGAUGUGUUUGAACUGAGCUCUAAAUGGGGGUCACCUACACCCUGUCUUGUACAGUACAGUAGCUCAGAUGAGUCAGAUCCAGAAGGCAUGGAAGUUUCUCAGGAUGAAUUGGGAAUAUCUAUUCAUGAGAAAAGUAGAUUUGGUGCCUUGGAUGUGAAACAGAAGAUGAGUGGACCAAGAGGACGGACACAUAAUGAGUCUUCACACUCACUGAAAAGAGGAGCAGGGGGCUCUUCAUCCCAGACUUCUCAAGGAGAGCACACAGGUCCAGUCCAGCCUCCUCUGUCAGGACAGUCAGCAUGUGAUAGAGCGGUCCUGUGUCUGUCUCAGCUCAGAGAGGUGGUGAGCAGGCUGCAGGCAAAAACACUCUUUCCGUACAACCCGUCCUCACUUUUAAGGCUUUUAGCACAAGUAGAGAAUUGUUCCAAGAAAAAUGAAUCAUAAAUCAUAUUUUAAUAAAUGACACAUAUUAUAAAUGUCUCUAAAUGUGUUUAUUCAGACCAAAAACGGGUAAUGUUUUUUCCAAGUGUCUGAGCCUGGAUCAUAUAAGUUAGAGCCACCACAAUAUCACGAUUAUUGUGGCCAAAAAAUACAUAAAAAUGAGUUUAUCGCAAUAUUAAUGGAAACUUUAAGACAAAAAACAACACUGCCAAACAAACAAAAAAAAUCACAUGUGAAGCAAUAUAUUCCUACAUAAACUAUAUUUUAACCAGGCUAGAUGGACUGGCAUGUCAAAGUCUGUAUCUAAUGAUGUCCAUAGAUAUAGCACUGAUCCCUCUUGUAUUAGCACAUUUCUUCAUCAGUCAGUUUCUGUUACUGAGUGUUACAGCAACUCAUAAAUCAUCAGAUCACACCACCCAUUGACCAUCACGUGUUGAAAAUCUACACCCCUGGGAGGGAUGGCUAGUUUUUCAGAUAUCUUUGUAUAGUUGUGAACCUCUGUUUUAUUUCAUACACCAGAGUAGCUCUAGUUCAUCUGUUUCUGUUGAGUCCCAGUGUCAGUGUAAAAAGUAAGUUAUGCUAAGACUUCACUCCACCUUAGUUUAUUCGUUCAGCUUCACUGGCAGAACAGAUCUGUUAAUAGAAGUAGAUAAUUGUCAGAUCACAGCUGAUGGGAGUCAUGAUAUCUUUACAGUGGAUUGUGUUCUGCCUGCUUUUGCUCUCCAUGUAUGUACUGUAUGUCUGCUGAUACCUGACUGGUCAAUGCUAUGUGAAUACAAAUAGACACAACCAGCCUGUUAGUUAACUCAAAAAUCAAAAAGCCAGAGGCUUGUGAUUCCACAACACUUAAGAGAAACGUGAAUUUAUCACACAACUCUGUGUUUUCAUCCAAUACGUGUUGAAGUGAAUCUGGAGCAGAUGAUAAAUAAAGAAAGAGAAAACAACAACAAAAAAAAGA
Molecule: messenger RNA, 5434 nt
Organism: Xyrichtys novacula (pearly razorfish)
Lineage: Eukaryota; Metazoa; Chordata; Actinopteri; Labriformes; Labridae
Source: the annotation of a GenBank genome assembly